CUCCGACACCCCAAACUAUGUCCUCCAAUGGUUAUAUGCCAACCCGCUCUUCCCACCAUUUCUGCGUCCUCUUAUCUCCUUUAUUUCCCUGCCACCAAUCACCACCUUUUUUCCACCAAACCUGAUCCAAUUCAACACCACCAACUUGUAAUCAUUGACCUCCAAUCCCUCAAUUCUCUCAGAAAAAUGAAAUCCCAUUUUUUCGUCCUUUAUGCUGUAUCACCACCUUCAUCCGAUUUUUCGGCCAUCUGACACAUUUUUUCGGGAAAAAUUCCAUUUUUUCUCAUCUGGGCCAUGCCCAUUUUUACCACUCAUGGCCUGAUUUGAGUCAAUUUCCCAAAAACUCAAACAUCCCAUCCUCUGUUCUUUUUUUUUUUUUUUGGUUGAGAAUUGAGAUGGAAGAACCAAGUGUUGUUCAACAAACCGGCAAUCUCGAUUCCUCGAGACACAUAAUCUUCGGAAAGUACGAGAUGGGGAGAUUGUUAGGCCAAGGCACCUUCGCCAAGGUGUACUACGGCAAGAAUCUCGUCAGCGACGAAAGCGUUGCCAUCAAGCUAAUCAACAAGGACAACGUCAAGAAAGAAGGCCUAAUCGAGCAAAUCAAGCGCGAGAUCUCCGUCAUGCGAUUGGUUCGCCACCCAAAUGUUGUUGAGUUGAAGGAAGUGAUGGCCACCAAAGCAAAGAUAUUCUUCGUGAUGGAAUACGUCAAAGGGGGCGAAUUGUUCGCCAAGGUUGCCAAGGGAAAGCUCAAGGAGGAUUUGGCGAGAAAGUAUUUCCAGCAGUUAGUGAGUGCGAUCGAUUUCUGUCACAGCCGUGGCGUUUCGCACCGAGACUUGAAGCCCGAAAAUCUCCUCCUCGAUGAUAACGAGGACUUGAAAGUUUCCGAUUUCGGCUUGUCGGCGUUGCCGGAGCAGCUCUGGAAUGACGGCUUGCUCCACACGCAGUGCGGCACACCGGCAUAUGUGGCGCCAGAGGUUUUGAGGAAGAAAGGGUAUGACGGAGCCAAGGCUGAUAUCUGGUCUUGUGGAGUAAUUCUCUUCGUUUUGCUUGCUGGGUAUCUUCCAUUUCAAGCCGACAACCUCAUGAAAAUGUACCGGAAGGUUUUCAAGGCCGAAUUCGAGUUUCCCCAAUGGUUUUCCACCGACGCAAAGCAGUUGAUAUCCCAGCUCCUUGUUUCUGAUCCGGCGAAGAGAAUUUCAAUCCUGGAGAUAAUGCAAAAUCCCUGGUUUCAAAAGGGGUUUGUGAAGCCAAUUCCAAUUCCACUCUCAAUCCAAGAACCGGUCGGUGAUCAGAACGACCAGAAUGAUGAAAAGUCCAUGUCACCGCGUUUUUACAACGCUUUCGAACUCAUUUCGUCGAUGUCGUCCGGGUUCGACUUGUCGAACUUGUUUGAGUGCGAGAGGAAAUCUGGGUCCAUGUUCACCUCCAAGUGCUCGGCUUCGGCGAUCGUGGCUAAGCUUCAGGCUUUGGCGAGCAGGCUGAAUUUCAGCGUGACGAGCGUAAAAGAAUUCAAGGUGAAAAUGCAGGGGAAAAUGGAUGGCAGGAAAGGAAAGUUGGCAGUGACGGCUGAGGUGUUCGAGGUGGCGCCGGAGGUGGCGGUGGUCGAGUUCUCCAAGUCGGCCGGAGACACCCUGGAGUACAAGAAGUUGUAUGAGGAGGAGGUGAGGCCUGCGCUGAAAGACAUUGUUUGGAGCUGGCAGGGUGAGACCAACUGCCACCAACUGUAAAGUGGACAUGUUGUUUCUAGUUUUAGAAUCCUUAAUUAAUUAGAGUUUGAUCCAAUUCUUUUGCUUUAAGAGAGUGAUGCAGUGUUUUGUAAUCUGUGUUACAAAUAUUUUGAUGAUGUUUAAUUAGUUUUAUGUAUAUAGUGAAUGUGUGAGGAUAUACAUAAAUUAGAAUUUAUGUUGGAUUUUGUUGUACAAUACUUUGAUAUGUUGAAUGUGGAUUGACUGGUUGGUUCUGUUUC
Messenger RNA from Corylus avellana, 1966 nucleotides. RefSeq names its product CBL-interacting serine/threonine-protein kinase 5. Lineage: Eukaryota; Viridiplantae; Streptophyta; Magnoliopsida; Fagales; Betulaceae. The record is from RefSeq and is a predicted model, not a curated record. Gene Ontology annotation, molecular function: ATP binding; protein serine/threonine kinase activity. Gene Ontology annotation, biological process: protein phosphorylation; signal transduction.